CUCCUAAGCAACCGGAAGACCAAUAGCAAACCAGAUUAAGAGUUUCAUCUCAUUCCAUUUCCAUUUCGAUUUCGUUUCAUUUUUCAAGAAAUGGUGAAGGAAACAGAGAAUCAGUUAAAGAAACCCAGGUUUUUAUGUCUCCAUGGAUUCAGAACAAGCGGUGAAAUUCUCAAGAAACAGAUUCAUAAAUGGCCUGAAUCUCUUCUUCAGAAGCUUGAUUUAGUGUUUCUUGACGGAUCCUACCCGGCUAGUGGAAAAUCUGACGUUGAAGGCAUUUUUGAUCCUCCUUAUUACGAGUGGUUCCAGUUCAACAAGGAAUUUACAGAGUAUACGAAUUUUGAAGAGUGUCUUGCUUACAUAGAAGAUUUCAUGAUUAAAAAUGGACCGUUUGAUGGUCUCCUGGGUUUCUCUCAGGGAGCUAUCCUAUCGGGGGGAUUGCCGGGUCUGCAAACCAGUGGUGUGGCCCUAACCAAGGUACCUAAAAUAAAGAAUUUAAUAAUAAUUGGAGGGGCUAAGUUUAAAGCACCAUCUGUGGCUGAGAAGGCAUAUAGUUCUCCUAUUCAAUGUUCAUCCCUUCAUUUUUUGGGAGAGACGGACUUCUUGAAGCCAUUUGGAUUGGAGCUCUUGGAAUCAUACAUAGACCCUGUUGUGAUUCAUCACCCAAAGGGCCAUACUAUACCGAGACUUGAUGAAAAAGGCCAGGAGACCAUGCUCAGCUUCAUUGAAAGGAUUGAAGGUGCCCAGAAAGUAAAUACUGAAAGUGUUUAGAUUAGCCUCAUGAUAGACAUAAGAAAUAUUUGUAGUGUCAUCAUCUUACUGAUACAAAAUCAGUCAUAAUAUUUAUCUAAUUGGAGAAAAUUGUAGCUACUUGUAAUCCCAUCUAUCAUUUGAUCUUUAAAUCAAUACUUAAUUUCUACUUA
Molecule: messenger RNA, 920 nt
Organism: Mercurialis annua (annual mercury)
Lineage: Eukaryota; Viridiplantae; Streptophyta; Magnoliopsida; Malpighiales; Euphorbiaceae
Exons: 6
Coding region: 91-768 (225 amino acids)
Source: RefSeq, a predicted model, not a curated record